AUGAAACUGGUUCGUUUUUUGAUGAAACUUGCUCAUGAAACGGUAACAAUUGAACUGAAAAAUGGAACUACAGUAGAAGGUACAAUAAAUGGUGUGGAUGUUGCGAUGAAUAUGCAUUUAAGAGCAGUUAAAGUACGACAUCGAAACGGUGAGGCUGUUUCUCUCGACACAUUAUCAGUAAGAGGAAAUAAUAUUCGCCAAAUUAGAUUGCCGGAUUCGAUAGCACUGGAUACACUUCUUGUGGAUGAUGAACCUCGUAAGAAAGCAGCUCGAGGUGGGCGUGGACGAGCUGUUGGUAGAGGAGGUCCACGUGGACGUAGCCGUGGUAGAGGAGGUCCACGUGGUAGAGGCGCAUUCCGUACACGUUAA
Molecule: messenger RNA, 369 nt
Organism: Dracunculus medinensis (Guinea worm)
Lineage: Eukaryota; Metazoa; Nematoda; Chromadorea; Rhabditida; Dracunculidae
Source: the annotation of a GenBank genome assembly